AGAACCCCCGAAACUCGAAACCGAUCUCCAAAUUCUAAAAUGGACCUUCGGCAAUUAAUCUCCGACCAAACCGACGUCUCACUCUCUCUCACGGCACACGUGUCAUCCAUCGAAGCCACCACCACAAACCUGGUUCUCUCCCCUCUCUCGCUCCACGUCGUACUCAGCCUAAUCACCGCCGGCUCCUCCGGUUCAACUCGCGACCAGGUUCUCUCCUUCCUAAAGUCCAAAUCCUCCGAUGACCUCAACAAGCUUUCUUCCGACCUUGUUUCUCUCGUCUUCGCCGACGGAACCGCCGCUGGUGGGCCCAAGUUGAGUUUCGCUAAUGGCGUUUGGGUCGAUCAAACUCUGCCUUUUAAAUCCGGGUUUAAACAGAUUGUUGAUGAUCUUUAUAAAGCUGCUUCUAAUCAAGUCGAUUUUCUCAACAAAGCAGUUGAAGUGGCUUCUGAUGUGAACUCAUGGGCUGAAAAGCAAACUAGUGGACUCAUCAAAGAGUUGCUGCCUCCUGGGUCUGUUGAUAACUCAACCAGGCUCAUCUUUGCAAAUGCGUUGUACUUCAAGGGAGCAUGGAAUGAGAAAUUCGAUGCAUCUAAAACAAAAGAAGACGACUUCCAUCUUCUAAAUGGAAACUCAAUUAAAGUGCCUUUUAUGACUAGCCAUAAGAAACAGUUCAUCAGAGCUUUUGAUGGGUUCAAAGUCCUUAGUCUUCCAUACAAACAAGGAGAAGACAAACGACAAUUUUCCAUGUAUUUCUUUCUUCCUGAUGUAAAAGAUGGACUUCCAGCCUUGGUACAGAAAGUAAGCUCUCAAUCUGGGUUCCUGAAUGGACACCUUCCAGUUGAAAAAGUUGAAGUGGGCGAUUUUAGGGUCCCUAAGUUCAAGAUUUCAUUUGGAUUUGAAGCUUCAAAGAUUUUGAAGGGAUUAGGAGUUGAAUUGCCCUUUACAGAGGGUGGCCUUACUGAAAUGGUAGACUCACCUGCGGCUAAAAAUCUCUACGUAUCAAGCAUUUUCCAGAAAUCCUUUAUCGAGGUCAAUGAGGAAGGUACAGAAGCAGCUGCUGCUUCUGCUGCUGUUGUAGCUUUAAGGGGAAUAAGGAUCCAAGAGAAGUUAGACUUCGUGGCUGAUCAUCCAUUCAUGUUCCUUAUACGAGAAGAUAUGACUGGAGUUGUGCUAUUCACUGGCUAUGUUAUGAAUCCUCUCCAGAGUUAAAAUGUUGAUGUUCUGAAUAUCAAACUCUCUACAACCAUAUAUCAGUUUCGUCCCUUUCGUUUAAUUAACCAGUCCUUCAUUUAUUUAUAUUAUCACACGUUAUGCAUAAUUUUCCCAUUUUCUGUAGUGCCUUUACUGUGUGUACUGUCCAUGAGAUUUUGGUGUAUGGCUGCCAAUAAUUUAACCAACUUUUGUUUGA
Messenger RNA from Spinacia oleracea (spinach), 1408 nucleotides. Its product is annotated as serpin-ZX. The coding region runs from base 40 to 1209 and encodes 389 amino acids. Gene Ontology annotation, molecular function: serine-type endopeptidase inhibitor activity. NCBI's taxonomy places the organism in Eukaryota, Viridiplantae, Streptophyta, Magnoliopsida, Caryophyllales, Amaranthaceae. The record is from RefSeq and is a predicted model, not a curated record. The transcript has 2 exons.